Molecule: messenger RNA, 1964 nt
Organism: Leopardus geoffroyi (Geoffroy's cat)
Lineage: Eukaryota; Metazoa; Chordata; Mammalia; Carnivora; Felidae
Product: V-set and transmembrane domain-containing protein 1-like
Exons: 8
Coding region: 998-1684 (228 amino acids)
Cellular component (GO): plasma membrane
Source: RefSeq, a predicted model, not a curated record
GAGAGUGAAGUCUACACAGUGGGAAGUGGUGCCCAGACAUGGAGAAAGACAGAGUUCUAUUAUUUGAGCAUUUGGAUCUACCCAUGCUUGAACCCAUUACAACCCUAGUGUUUUCAGUUAUGUGAGGCAAUCAUUAAUUAACAAGAGUCUUAACUAACUUGGGAAGCAAUGAGUAGCUGGGAAAGAAAGAUGUGUGUUGUACUUCUAGAGAGGAAUUUUCUCCCUUAAUUCAUCAAUAUUUCCUCCUUUGUUCCUGGAAAAUGGAAUUACACUCUCCCCAUGAGGGGAAAAAAAUUGAAUGGAAGCUUUCCAAUUUCCCUUGAUUACUUUCUCUUCUGUAAAAGAAAGCACACUAAAAAUCCAAUGUGUGACCCAUUUGUCAAGGUUUACUAAGAGACAAGUUUACUCAGCUUCAAAGGCAGACAUCCAUUUCUGCUUUCUUGUUGACCAACCUGCUCUCAUGGGCAGCGGGUGCCCAGCUUUUACCAGAGACUCCUGCAUUUUAGACAUUACCAUGUGCUUGCCCAGCCACUGUAUUGUGCUGAUGCUAAAUUUCUGGUUUUGAUAAUGUACUGUACUUCUAUUACCAUUAGGGAAAGCUGGUUGAUGGGCACAUGGGAACCCUGUUUUUUUUUUUUUGUUUGUUUGUUUGUUUUUUUGCAACUCUAAAACGUUUUCCAAGACAAUUAUUAUUUUUUUGUAAAAGAAAAUAUCUUGGUCAGGACUUUAGAUGAGAUAAGACAGAUCUCGGGGUGGGUGGAGCUGGAGCCACACACACCGGAUUUAUGAAGGAGAUGUUGUCAUUGAUCAUUUCCUGGCUUGGUUGUGAGAAGGAAACUCUACACCAGGUGGUGGAGAACCAAAGUGUCAGGGUGAAACCUCUACCCACACAGCCUGGGCACAAAGUGGCAGGAGGGAGCCAUGAUGGCCCAGUCCCCCUUCUUCCUUUGAACUAUAAAACUGAAGACAGGAUCUUGGUCUGGGUGGAAGGGACACUAUGAUCACAGAAUUCCUGUCCUUGCUUUGCCUCGGGCUUUCCCUGGGCUUUGAAGAUGAGAAAAAGAAUGGUGAGUUUUCUUGCAUACACUUGAUCUGUUCCUGCAUCCCAAGUUUUCUGUCUGAUCCUCUGAAUUCUGGGAGGGCAUUGGCAGUCAUCACUUGGAAGAUUCAGACUAACUCUGAAUUCUUUCCAGAGACACUUACCAAACCCUACCUCAGUGCCUUGCCCAGCCCAGUGGUUGAACAGGGACAUAACGUGACCUUGAGGUGCCUGGGUCACCGCCACAAUGUGACAUUCAUGCUGGGGAAGCUGCAGGACUCUGGGUACAGACAGGAGCAGAGAUCUGCAGGAUAUGAGGCUGAAUUCCUCCUCACUCACCUGGAGCCAAAGGAUGCUGGGACGUACUUUUGUGCCUACAAGACAAUGGACUCCCAGGAGUGGUCAGAGGAGAGUGAACACCUGCAGCUGGAGGUCACAGAUGACCGCAAUAAACGCAGAGCCCCUCCAGGGGGAAAAGUCACCAUCUCCACCAUUGCUGCCACCUGCAGCUGUCUCUCCAUUUUGCUCCUCUUCCUCUCCGUCUUCCUCAUCAACAGAUGCACCCAGCAUGAUUUGUCACAUGAAGAAUCCACCGAGAGAACCAGCCAUUCCAAACUUCCCCAGCAGGAGGCUAUGGGUGAGUGAUAAGAUUCAUCCGACCUGGAAAGGCCAUCUGUCUCGGCUGAAAGACCCCCAGGGAGUGAGCUAUGCUGAUCGAAACCCCAAGGCACCACCUGCGGCAGCUUCUGUCCCCCGCCGAGGAGCCCCCAGGAUCCUGUGAACGUACAGUGCUGUAGGAUCCCUGGAAGGAGGAGAACACCAUUUAAGAUGGUGGAGGUGACUGAACACAUGGAAACCAGGUCACUGUGUGUCCUUGGCUCAUAAUCCACAGUAAUAAAAUGAAGUUUCUGCUUUUUUGCUUCCA